AGUAGGCCAUAAAUAAUGCGUUGGAAUUUGUUCCAGCAUGUUGUUAGCGGCGUAACUCCGCAAACAAGACCCGGUCACCAGAUCUGUCACUUAUCCAUCAGCAUUUUUAAUUUUCGCACGGAAAACGUCUCAAAACCGCCACAACCGAACCCGAAUCGGUACGUAAACAUUUAUUUUAUAAAUUACGUCGUUUCCCUCCAAAUUUCUAAUUGUUCAAGGUUCUCAACCAAGCCAAGCGUCAUUCCCGUCGCCCAAUCAAUAGUCAACAAGCUUACCCGCUGCAGAGAUCAUAUCCAAUUGGAUUGUUCAGGUCACGUGACCCGUGUGCGCGUGCGCCUUUGCCAGUAUUUAUCAUUUGGCGGCAAUCGUCGUGUAACCGUUUAUUCGUGCUCAGUCGACAGAAGCGUUAGUAAACUUCAGACAAAAAUGGCUGGCGGUAAGGCAGGAAAGGAUUCAGGGAAGGCCAAAGCGAAAGCGGUGUCGCGGUCGGCGCGCGCCGGACUACAGUUCCCUGUAGGUAGGAUCCACAGACAUUUGAAAAACCGUACGACGAGUCACGGGCGUGUGGGGGCGACCGCCGCCGUUUACUCGGCCGCUAUUUUGGAGUAUCUCACCGCUGAGGUGUUGGAACUGGCAGGAAAUGCCAGUAAGGAUUUGAAAGUGAAGAGGAUUACACCCCGCCACUUGCAGUUGGCCAUCCGAGGAGAUGAAGAAUUGGACAGUCUCAUUAAGGCCACAAUUGCUGGUGGUGGUGUCAUCCCUCACAUCCACAAAUCCCUCAUCGGAAAGAAAGGUGCACAUUCACAACCGGCAUAGAGACCAGCAACUUAAGUAAUAGAAUAUAGUUUUAUAUAAAGACUUGACGAUGUGUCAAUAAUGUGUUUUAAUAUUGUUGGGCACAUUUAAUUGUAUGCAAGACUAUGCAGUCAUGUUAAAAAAAAAAUAUUAAAUUAUUUUCAUUCAAUUUUAAACUUCAAGCCGUUCAUUAAUUAUUGGUCAGACUCGACCAAUUUUAAUUUGUGUUUUGAUAAUUGUACUGACUUUGUUUGAAUGUGCCUUGUCCAUUAAUAUUAAUUUCAAUAUGUAUUUAGACAUAGAAUUAGUACAUAGCUGUUCAUUUUUUACAUUUUAAAUAAACAGAUUUGUGUUCAUUUCAUAUUAAUAAAGUUUCUAUAUUACUGAUUGUA
Messenger RNA from Aethina tumida (small hive beetle), 1187 nucleotides. It is a transcript of the gene His2Av, whose product is annotated as histone H2A.V. Gene Ontology annotation, molecular function: DNA binding; structural constituent of chromatin; protein heterodimerization activity. NCBI's taxonomy places the organism in Eukaryota, Metazoa, Arthropoda, Insecta, Coleoptera, Nitidulidae. Gene Ontology annotation, cellular component: nucleosome. The record is from RefSeq and is a predicted model, not a curated record. The transcript is spliced from 4 exons. The coding region runs from base 16 to 816 and encodes 266 amino acids.